Molecule: messenger RNA, 1287 nt
Organism: Leptosia nina
Lineage: Eukaryota; Metazoa; Arthropoda; Insecta; Lepidoptera; Pieridae
Source: the annotation of a GenBank genome assembly
AUGGCGACUACAUUGGAGGAUAAAUCAAUCUGGGAAGAUGGCGAGGAGGCACUUAGCGAAGAAGUAUUACGAAUGCCGACAGAUGAAAUUAUAAGCAGAACUCGUCUGUUGGAUAAUGAAAUUAAGAUUAUGAAGAGUGAAGUAAUGAGGAUAUCACAUGAACUACAAGCACAGAAUGACAAAAUAAAGGAAAAUACAGAAAAGAUCAAAGUUAACAAAACUCUGCCAUACCUUGUUUCCAAUGUAAUAGAACUUCUAGAUGUGGACCCUCAAGAAGAAGAAGAAGACGGUGCAGUAGUUGAUCUAGACUCACAAAGAAAGGGUAAAUGCGCUGUUAUUAAAACGUCGACGCGUCAAACAUACUUUCUACCAGUCAUUGGCUUGGUAGAUGCAGAUAAACUUAAGCCUGGUGAUUUGGUGGGCGUAAACAAAGAUUCUUACUUGAUCUUGGAAACGCUGCCUGCAGAAUAUGAUGCUAGAGUUAAGGCGAUGGAAGUAGAUGAGCGGCCAACUGAACAGUACUCUGAUAUUGGUGGAUUGGACAAACAAAUUCAGGAACUUAUUGAAGCUGUAGUUCUACCUAUGACACACAAAGAGAAGUUUGUGAACCUUGGCAUACAUCCACCGAAAGGAGUACUGUUAUAUGGCCCUCCAGGUACAGGAAAGACCCUGCUUGCAAGAGCCUGUGCUGCUCAAACGAAGUCUACUUUCUUAAAAUUGGCAGGACCUCAGCUAGUCCAGAUGUUUAUUGGUGAUGGUGCAAAGCUCGUUCGUGAUGCAUUUGCCCUUGCAAAAGAGAAAGCACCAGCCAUAAUCUUUAUAGAUGAGUUAGAUGCUAUUGGUACUAAGAGAUUUGACUCCGAAAAGGCUGGUGACAGAGAGGUGCAGAGAACUAUGUUAGAGCUGCUUAACCAACUAGAUGGAUUUAGCUCUACAGCUGACAUCAAGGUUAUUGCUGCAACUAACAGAGUAGAUAUAUUAGAUCCAGCCUUACUACGGUCUGGACGUCUAGACAGGAAGAUUGAGUUCCCUCACCCCAAUGAAGAAGCCAGGGCUAGAAUUAUGCAAAUUCAUUCACGAAAAAUGAAUGUAUCUCCGGAUGUCAACUUUGAGGAACUUUCCCGCUCUACUGAUGACUUCAAUGGAGCACAGUGCAAAGCUGUUUGCGUAGAAGCUGGUAUGAUUGCUCUCCGUAGAUCUGCUACAGCUGUCACACAUGAAGAUUUUAUGGACGCUAUAUUGGAAGUCCAGGCCAAGAAGAAGGCUAACCUCAGCUAUUAUGCCUAG